Messenger RNA from Arabidopsis lyrata subsp. lyrata, 818 nucleotides. RefSeq names its product bet1-like protein At4g14600. The transcript is spliced from 4 exons. Lineage: Eukaryota; Viridiplantae; Streptophyta; Magnoliopsida; Brassicales; Brassicaceae. Bases 103 to 516 code for a protein of 137 amino acids. The record is from RefSeq and is a predicted model, not a curated record.
GAUCCGACCCAUUAACCCGAAAAUUGAUCCGUCUUUGUUCUUCCCCAAUUUCAAUUCGCGUUCGAUUGGAAACCUCAGCAGAUCCGAUUAGAUUUCGCGUCGAUGGCGUCAAAUCCUCACAGAGGCGGUGCGGGUGGUUCCCUUUACGGUGGAGCCGCUCCGUACAGAUCCAGAGAAGGGCUUAGUACUAGAAAUGCUGCAGGUUCAGAAGAAAUCCAGCUGAGGAUUGAUCCGAUGCACUCUGACCUGGAUGAUGAGAUCACAGGUCUACAUGGCCAAGUCAGGCAGUUGAAAAAUAUUGCUCAAGAAAUUGGGUCAGAAGCAAAGUUUCAGAGGGACUUCUUAGACGAACUGCAAAUGACAUUGAUCAGAGCACAAGCCGGGGUGAAGAACAACAUAAGGAAACUUAACAUGAGCAUAAUCCGUAGCGGCAACAACCACAUAAUGCACGUGGUUCUUUUUGCGCUCCUCGUCUUCUUUAUUCUCUACAUGUGGUCCAAGAUGUUCAAAAGAUGAGAGACUCAUAGUAUUCAGAAAAAAAAACCUACGAUGAAUGUUCAGAUCAAUCGGUCCAAGAUGUUCAAAAGAUGAGAGACUCAGUAUUCAGAAAAAAAAAACCUACGAUGAAUGUUCAGAUCAAUCGGCCAAGAACGGAAUCUAGCAAUCUCCUAUCUCAUGUUUGAAGAAUACAACUUUAGUUUUGUUUUGAUAGUUGUAACUUGUAACUAGGACAGACUUGGAAGUUGGAUCAAAUUCUCAGGAGCUCUCCAUCCUCAAAUUUUUGCUCAAAUGCUCCUUUUUUAAAAAAAAAAAAUCAA